This is a messenger RNA of Ananas comosus (pineapple), 1252 nucleotides long. RefSeq names its product probable glucuronosyltransferase Os05g0123100. Gene Ontology annotation, biological process: glucuronoxylan biosynthetic process; plant-type secondary cell wall biogenesis. Gene Ontology annotation, molecular function: xylosyltransferase activity; galactosylgalactosylxylosylprotein 3-beta-glucuronosyltransferase activity. The record is from RefSeq and is a predicted model, not a curated record. Gene Ontology annotation, cellular component: Golgi membrane. NCBI's taxonomy places the organism in Eukaryota, Viridiplantae, Streptophyta, Magnoliopsida, Poales, Bromeliaceae.
AUGGAGGAAGCGGAUCGAGCGAGGAAGAAGACGCAGCUGUGGACGAAGGCGCUGAUAACACUUCUCGUUUUGCUUGCGCGAUGGGUUCUUCACCGGGGCGACCGGCUGGCGCACACCCUGCGGCUGGUCGCCGCGCUGCUGUGGAUCGUCGUGGAGGCGCACGGGGACGCGCCGCGCACGGCGGAGAUGCUCCGGGGCACGGGGAUCAUGUACCGCCACCUCACCUUCCGGGAGAACUUCACGGAUCCCGCCGCGGAGGCGCACCACCAGCGCAACGUCGCCCUCGGCCACCUCGAGCACCACCGCAUCGCCGGCGUCGUCCACUUCGCCGCCGCCGACAACGUCUACGAUCUCCAGUUCUUCGAGGAGAUCCGCCGCAUCGAGGCUUUCGGCACGUGGCCGGUGGCAACGAUGACGGCGAACGAGGAGAAGAUAUCGGUGGAGGGCCCCAUUUGCAGCUCAUCGAAGGUUGUCGGUUGGUUCUCCGGGGAUUUAAACGACGGUACGGCCACAACGGUCACCUUGCCGACGGAAACGGACGUUACUAACGGCAACGGAUCAUCCGCCAAACCGUUAGGGAUCAACAUUUCCGGGUUCGCAUUCAACAGCUCGAUACUGUGGGACCCGGAGAGGUGGGGCCGCCCCACGUCCUUGCCCGACACGUCACAGGACUCAAUAAAGUUUGUGCAAGAGGUGAUUCUGGAAGAUGAGGCCAAGUUGAAAGGUGUACCAUCUGAUUGCUCUCAGAUAAUGCUGUGGCACCUCCACAUCCCAAGUUUCACCACCCCUCUCCCAUUCGGUCAAAGACAAAUUAGGCCAAGAUUUAUGGAUAAGUAGAGAGAAAAAACAAAAAGAAAAAGAAAAAAAAAAAAGAAAGAAGAUGGAAGUAAAAUAUAAAAGAGAAGGUAAAAGGAAAAGGACCCAAAAAAGGUGAGGUGUAAAUUUAGAGCUGGGUUGGGGGUGUUGGUAGCUUCUGCUUAAGUUUUUGGGGCUUUUCUUUGAGGGAAAAAUUAGUCCAACCAAGCACAUAUUGUUUAUUAUAAUUUCACAUUAUUCUUUACCUUUAUUUUUUUUAUAUAAUAUAUAUUAGGGGUUGCUCUCCAAGCCCCUGGUGUAUCUGAAAUUAAGAUGUACUAUUAUGUAUAGCCAAUCACAAGGGGAAGCAAGGAAGGUGAUUCAUUAUAUAUACUUAUAGUUUCCUAAAGAAAAUUGUUCAUAUAUUUUAUUAUUAAAAAAAAGUGCUUGUUUUUUU